AUGAGGUCUGCCAAUGUCCGACUCUCUCUUUCUCCAUCCCGUCUAGGGCUACCUAACGUCGAUACCUCCGCUUUAAUCUCUUUUGUCCGUUCCCAAUCCUUUUACCUAGAUGGCUCUGUGAACUGGAACAAGAUAUUACUCUUAACUACCUGCUUUAUCACCAUGGUCGGUUGCGGAGUGUUCUCCUCGGUGUUUCGACGCAGGGGUGGACAGUCGUCCAAGAGACGUCUGCGUCGCGGCUUUCGCAAGGAAUACCCCCAACGAUCUGGAGGAACAGUGACUUCAUCCGACGAGGAUGAUUAUGACAGCUCUGGAUCGUUGCAUCAUGGCAUGGAAGGUGGGCGUUCGCAAAAUUCGCACCCAUCCCAGCAGGCCGAGGGCGCCGAAACUGCGCUUGAUACAGAUCCAGGCCUAUUGAGGAAACAUUCUACGUACCGCUCUUACUCUACAUCUGUCGCCAAAUACCCAUCAAUCCGAACAUUUUAUCGUCCGCAUCCCCAAAUGGACAAGUUUCCCACCAAGCCAUCACCAAUGCCGUUGCUUGUUUUCGUUCACGGAUUAGGAGGGUCACUCGCGCAGUUCAACCAUCUGCUCACAAGUCUGUCGAAUGUUGGGCCGUGCUUCGGAAUUGAUCUUCCAGGCUGCGGAUUAUCUUCCUUCGAACCAACCUCAUGGGAUGCUUAUACCGUUGAAGCACUCGCGGAACUACUGGCGACGGCCAUCGACCAGCAUCGCGAUAAAGAGGCGGGCCAGGGAGUCGUUCUCAUUGCCCACAGUCUCGGCUGUUCCCUUUCCGCGAUGCUUACAUCAUCCUUCUCUCCACUUGGAUUGAGCGUGAAGGACCAUAUCCUUGGACUGGUCGCUGUCUGUCCUCGCGCCUCGCCUCCUUCCCCUAAAGAGGUUGCCUCGUUCCGCCGUCUGCUAAAUAUCCCGGGUCCUAUAUUUGACCUUUGGAGGCACUGGGAUAGACGCGGUGGUCUGAACAGUAACAGCGUCAACAGGCUUGUCGGUGCAGAUGCAGACUCCGACACGCGCAGCCUCCAGGUUCGUUACAACAGACAGAGCAAGACGUCUGUCUGGAGGCGGAUGGCCUGGGGAACUCUGCCUUCCUACACCAACGGUAAGGCAACUGGUGGUCUUCCUGGAGAGGAUAUUUGGGCUGGUGUGCAAACACCGGUUUUACUCGUCGCGGGCGAAUCCGACACUGUGACCAAACCCGCAGAGAUCCAGCAAAUUCUCGGGUUUUUCGGAGAUCCAAGCGCGCACGCUGACGAGAGCCCCGACGGUAGCAACACAAUACCUGAUGCUGCCAGCUUCGAGCCUCUAGCUCCAGGGUCCCCUGACACUCUCGCAAACGACGAGAAAUGUGGCAUCGAAUCCCAGGAGAAUGAAAAGGAAAUCGCAAGUACAGGCAAACCAAAGCGUUCUGUCAAGACUGUGAUCCUUCCGGCGCCAGCCUCCCAUGCACUCCUCUACGACCGUGCGACUUACCGCACAUUGGCCGGAAUUAUUCAAGACUUCCUCCCCCAACAUGUGGAUCAGCGUCUGAGCCUUGGAUGGCAGCUACAAUAUCUGAACACUUCGGGCAAGUGGGAUGUUAAAAAUCUGGCCAAGUGGAAGAAAGUUCCUCCUGUUUCGCAACGAAUUGCUAACACCUUCGUGGCUCUUAAAAUGCUACGAGAGGUUGACGAAGAGCAUAACCCCGUCCUCUUCUCACAGGCACACCGUGGCGAGAUCUAUACAGUGAUCGAUAUCAGCCACGAAAGUCCUGUGUACAACCCGGCAUCAUUGGAAGCGGGUGGUAUCCAUUACCAUAAAUACCCCACUGUGUCCAAGAUUCCCCCGACGCCGGACGAGGUUCGGGAUUUUAUUGCCUUGGUCGAUCGGCUACAACGGGAGAUCACUGAGCAGAUGAAGAAAUCCAGCAAGCCUCCGCAUCCACGCCCUGUUGUUGGAGUUCACUGUCAUUACGGUUUCAACCGAACCGGGUUCCUGAUUGUCAGCUACCUCAUCGAACGAUGCGGGUUCGGUGUCCAGGACGCUAUCGACGAGUUUGAGAAACAACGUCCGCCGGGUAUUCGGCAUGGACACUUUAUAGAUACCUUGUUUGUGCGAUAUUGUGUUGGGUUGAAGAGAGCGCCUACACUUUAA
This is a messenger RNA of Aspergillus ochraceoroseus IBT 24754, 2151 nucleotides long. RefSeq names its product RNA 5'-triphosphatase domain-containing protein. The transcript has 2 exons. Gene Ontology annotation, molecular function: mRNA guanylyltransferase activity; protein tyrosine/serine/threonine phosphatase activity. Gene Ontology annotation, biological process: dephosphorylation; 7-methylguanosine mRNA capping. Lineage: Eukaryota; Fungi; Ascomycota; Eurotiomycetes; Eurotiales; Aspergillaceae. The record is from RefSeq and is a predicted model, not a curated record. The coding region runs from base 1 to 2151 and encodes 716 amino acids.